Molecule: messenger RNA, 2501 nt
Organism: Drosophila hydei
Lineage: Eukaryota; Metazoa; Arthropoda; Insecta; Diptera; Drosophilidae
Exons: 6
Coding region: 662-2413 (583 amino acids)
Source: RefSeq, a predicted model, not a curated record
AGCUGUCAGUGCCUUCAGGCGCACACUUGUUAGGUUCUAGGGCCAUGAAUUCGGCAUCUACAUUCGUUUUUCUUCCAUUUAUAUUUUUUGUUACUGGUCAUCUGUAGCCGUUGCCUUUGCCGCCCUGCGAUUGUUGUCCAAAAUUGACACCGUCUGGCUGCCCCUGGGCGAAAACUAUAUAAAAAUGUAGCGCAAUUUACGGCUAACGUUGUGCAUUUUGGGUGGCAGCUGAAGCAGCCGCCGGAAGUGCCAGCCCUUGUUGACUGCGGCCCACUCUGCUCCAUUCGGACUCCUCAUCAAGCCAAACGGCUGCCAAUUUCAUGGUACGCUUUGCAUUUGUGCCUUCUGUGAGCUUCACUCAUGCUCUCUCUCCCCAACGCUUCUCUCGGCUCUUUUUUGCUGGUCGUCGUUUUUUUUUUUUGCGUGUCUGUGUGUGUACGUGCUCUCUGUCUGGCAUCCCGCUCUGGCUCCGACAGCUGUGUGGCGGCUACUGCGCCUGCUCGAAAUGCCAUAGCGUAUCGAUAGCUGAUAGCUGAUAGCCAAUAGCCAAUAACCAAUAGGUAACCAACCUCUUUUGUUCUUUGGGCGUGCCCAGCUGUUCAAUUCUAGGGGUGGCUGCGCCUGAGACUGUCAGCUCGAUUGGAGCUUUUUGGCUACUGAAAUGCCGCAUUCGGAGCGACCCAGCUCGCCCGAGGAUCACAUUUCAGACCAAUAUUUCAUCUAUCGCCUGGAGCAUGACCUUUACGAACUGUUCGAAGAGCAGCAGCUGCUGCUGGAUAUUGUGGCCCAGCAGCAGGAGCGUCUGGAGCGUCAGCUUGAAAUGCAACGGGUGCUAGUAGCUGACCCACCAGCGAGGCAGGCAACUCCCGUGCCCGAAUUGUUGCAGAUUGACGAGAUUGGCAUUGAAGCAGAAGCGGAGCCGGCACCCUUUGUUGAGCCCGAGCUGUUGGUGAUAAGAGAGUUAAACGAGCCGCCCGAUACAUUGCUGAAGUGCUCGGAGCUGGUGCCGCCAUUGCCACCGCCACGCUGCAUUUGCAGCCAAAUGCAACGACAGACGCGACGUAGCUGUCGGCCUUUUCUGGAGGACUCGAAAGCGGCCAAGUGCACGCCACCAAAGCGCGGCGGUCUUGGCUACGAUGCACCCUUUCCCUAUCCCAAGCGCAUGGCCAAGAAUCGCGAACGACGCGCCCUCUGUAAGUCGAGCUCCGGUGCAGCUAUUGCUCCAUACCAAAAUCCUUUCUCUUCGACAGUUAUUUUCGCGCUAGUUGAUAAUCUCGUGUUGCAGCUGCAACGCUGCAUGAGUCUAGCCGAGACGGGGGCUUUGCCAUUGUCCCUAUGCUCGGCAGAAGCGAAUCAUCUUGUCAUCGUCGAGCUGGAAAUACCAAAAGAGGAGCCUGUGCCAGCUGCCAAUCUGUCAACGGGCGCCCUGCCCAAAACCAAAUUCAAUCACAUUGACAAACCUGUCAAACGCUCUCAUCGAACAAAGGCAGCCAAGCACUUACACAAACAACCGAAAAGCGAAGCAGAUCAGCUGGAUACGGAAAUAGACUUGGACUGUGAGUUCGGCAUGGAUCAUAUCGAGAAAUUUCGCGCGAAUCGCGUGCGCGACGACGAGCGCAGUUCCUACAAUGCCACGCCUUCACGCAAGCACAAGACCCAGAAAUCGGCUGAGGGGCUCAUGAAUUCCGCAGCGAGCGAUGACAUUGAUGGCGAAGUACUGGCCGCUGCCUUGGCCUCUCUGGCCAUCAACGAGGACACCAACACCCAGCAGGGCAACCCAUCGCUGCCGGGCUGGUAUGAGAACGGCAUGGCCGCAUCCGACACUCAGCUAGACACACGUCCCUGCUCGCCCGAGGUGCCGCCAUUCUCACUACUGCCCGGAGGGCUGCAUGGCAACAGCUUCAUCAAUCUGAUGCCCAGCACUUCGGCUCAGGCGCGUGCUCUAUCCAUGGCCAUGUCCAUGUCGGCACAUCUUGCCGAAUCUGUUCAAUCCUCCUCGUCUCCAUCACCCCUCGAUAUGCGCUCCCAAAUGUCCACUUUUAUGCAACAACAACACAAUUCCAAUGACCAGAUGCAGACUAUGCCAGAUCGUCUUUCGGGCUUGUCCAAAAAUCCAUUAGCAUUCACACAUGCUCUAGAUGGCAAUGAGAAUAAGAUAUUUGUGCCUAGACAUCCGGUCAAUGGCAGUGAACUAAAUGCAGCUACCUGCGGUAUACGCCGAUUGAACUGCGGACCAGAGAUGUGCUCGGCAGAUCCACUGUCAUCGUCUACCAAAUACAACCACUUCAACUACAAUAACGUUAAUAAUUUGGCCAAUCAGUCCAAUAGCAAAGACAACGGCAACAUCAUUCAGUCAUCCCGAAUGGACAUUUGUGGCCAGGAAUAUGCUGCCUCAUCGCCAGGCAAUCGUUAAAAUAAUUUUACUAAUUUUUUGUUUAUAAAUUUCGUUAUAUCUGAGCGCAUUCGAAUGGAUUAUUUAGUUUUACACAAUUGGUUUUAUU